This is a messenger RNA of Thalassophryne amazonica, 1147 nucleotides long. RefSeq names its product putative UDP-GlcNAc:betaGal beta-1,3-N-acetylglucosaminyltransferase LOC100288842. Gene Ontology annotation, cellular component: membrane. The coding region runs from base 34 to 1146 and encodes 370 amino acids. The record is from RefSeq and is a predicted model, not a curated record. Lineage: Eukaryota; Metazoa; Chordata; Actinopteri; Batrachoidiformes; Batrachoididae. Gene Ontology annotation, molecular function: hexosyltransferase activity. The transcript has 2 exons.
GAUCUACAACAACAGACAACACGGUGACGCAUCAUGCAGUGCUUUUUGUGCAAGUUGCAAACCCACCAGUGGUGUUUCCUGCUCUUCAAUGUCCUGCUUUUCCACGCUUUGUUGUUCGGGGCCGACUUUGUGGAGGAAUAUCUCCUCCAGCCCACUCCAGGAAUCUACUCUGAUGGCACUGUUUCUGAUGUAAGGGAGAAGGCGAGGAAACUGGACCUGAGCAAUUCCAAGGAUAAUGUGUCUCAAGCCUACCCCAUCUUCAACCCUGACACCUGCCAAAACUCUGAGCUCUUCCUUCUCACUCUCGUCUUCAGCUCACCUGCUAAUGUGACCCAGAGAGAUGCAGUCAGGAAGACAUGGGCGAACCAAACACACUUCCAAGGUUUUCCAGUUCGGAUACUGUUCUUCUUGGGAUCAACUCAAUCUUCCAUCGCACAAGAGGCCCUAGUGAUGGAGUCUGAGCACCAUGGCGACAUGGUGCAAGGUCACUAUGUGGAUGAUUCCUCCCCCCAUGGCUCAGCCAAAAGGACUGUGCUUGCACUCCGUUGGGUCAUCACCUUCUGUCCUGUGGCGAGGUUUGUUCUGCUAACUAAAGACUCUGUGUUUAUCAACCUCCCCGCCAUUGGAGAUUAUCUGCUUGGGUUGCACGGGCACCCUGAGGACCUUUAUCUGGGCAGAGUAAUACAGAGAGAUUCCCCUGAUCAGGACCCAAACAGUCCUGGUUACCUACCCCCAGUUCUCUAUCCUGAUAAGUACCUGCCUGAUUACUGUGAUGAUACAGCUUAUAUAGUAUCUCAAGAUGUGGUCCGAAAACUCUACAUAGCAUCUGCGGUGGUCCGGGUGCCUGUGCCAGCUGGUGUUUUUGUGGGUCGUUGUGCACAGAAAGCUGGUGUAACACCAAUGCACAGUUCCAGGUUCUCCGGAAACAAGCACAUCCACUACAAUGUCUGCUGCUAUCACUACCUGUUCAGCUCAGCAGGAGUAGGAUGCAAGGAACUCAACAAGAUCUGGGUUGACUUGCAGCAUGAGGAUGGAAAAUGCUCACUGUUAAAGACGUACUAUGGCCUGGUGACCUGUAAGGUUCUCACGUACCUGGAUAAACUGUCUUUCUUUAACUCCCAGGACCACGCUGGAUCACAUGAAUAAC